AUGAUGGCUGGUGGAAUGCUGGCGAAGUCGCCCGACGAGUUCGUGUUAGAUCAUCCGACCUCCAGGUCUCAGAAGUGGCUGGCCACUAAUUAUGAGGCGGGCGACGUGGUGUUCCACCAUCCGUAUACCAUCCAUGCGAGUGGGCGAAACGAGGAUGCGCAGGGGCGCAUUCGGUUGAGUGAUGACUCUCGCCCCAAAUGCGAACGAUGCCAAAAUUCUGGGAGAGAAUGCAUUCGUUCCAGCCCACAGUUGCAGUUCCUGAAUACAACCAGCGCAGAAUAUGCGCAGGAUGUUUCUGAUGCGUCAAAUACACUAACUACCAGCAACCGUGCAUUCGAAUACGUUGAUGAGACUCCGGCCUUGGCGGCCCUAUACGCAGCAGAGACGACUAUAGGCGCGGAGCAGACUGACGCAUUAUCUGCAAUCACUACUCCCCUCUCCGCUGAUCUACCGUCACCACAGUCACAAACUCAGGCCACGCAGGCACAAUUGAGCCUAGAGGAGGCCUGUCUUAUCCGUUAUUUUGUCGAGAGUCUCGGGUUAUGGUUCGACCUGUGUGACCCGGAAAGGCACUUUGCCGUCGUUGUUCCACAAAGAGCGCGCAUCUGCGCUCCUCUCCUGGACGCGAUGCUCUCUGCAUCCGCCCGACACUUCAGCACUCUCCCUCAACAACGUCAACUCGCAAUAACACAAAAAUAUGGGUUGAAAGAAGGCCUUGCUAUUGGCGAGGAGUCCAUGCUCGCCUACCACAGUCGGUCUAUCGCCGGCCUACGUGCCGCCAGCCAGGAACCCAACGCGAUCAUGGACGAGAACUUGCUUGCCGCGGUUGUGAUUCUCCGGUUCUAUGAAGAACUUGACAGCCCCUUCACCGAUCCCCCCUCUGACACCGCCGUCCGCGGCCUCCAAGUCUUUCUCGAAGCGCAAGCCUCUUCCGCAAUUCAGACGUGUCAUGGCCUCCGCUCCUCGGCCUUCUGGGUCGGCUUCCGGCAGGAAUUCCACAUGGCCAUCUCUCAGCGUCGAUCCUUCCGCAUACCCCUCUCCACUGUGGCUCACUACCUCCCCACCCGAACCUCUCCAGACCACGUCUGGACGAACCGUUUGCUCAUCAUUGGGGCGCAUAUCAUCCAAUACUGUUUCCCUCCAGUCCAUUCUCCUGAACAAUCUCCCGGCCAGCGAUCCACCUUCUAUGAACACCUUCUCAACCUCCGCCAAAGCUGGGCGGCUCGCGCACCCUCGAACUUCACCUCCAUCUACACCACUUCUGCCUUACCCUCCGAAGGACUCUUCUUCCCACAGCAAUGGUUCAUCAACGACACCCACAUCGUGGCCACGCAAUCCCUCGGGCUCAUCGACCUGUUACUUGCCACGCACGACCCCCACGUUGACCGGCUCCGUCCCCGCAUGUCGCACCGUCGGGCCCUUGCCGUGCUGGACGAAGAGAUCCGUACCACAGUGCGGGAAAUCUGCGGGGUGGCGGUGGCCAACCGGCAGAGUCCAACGGCAGCGUUGACAGCGAGUCUGGCGGUGGUGCUAGGGGCGGAGGCGUUUCGGGAGGCGUCACAAGCGGAGAAAGACGCGCUACUUGCUGUGGUGCGGGGUAUCAGGGCGGAAAGUUAUUAUUUCCCUGGAGAGGGAAUGGAGGGGGUGAUUUUGGGGGUGUGGGGGGAGAGAAAGUGUCUUUCCUGAGCCUGUGAGUCAAAGCAUGCGCACUUUUCCAUGAUUGGACGUGGCAAGAUACGAGAUUGAACCUGCCGGUCUUCGUCAAUCUGAAACAACAUGAAAUCACCGUCAAUAGCUAUAAGACAAUAGUCGAAUUGACAAGAACGGCAGAUAGGUAUAAUCUAGGAAGCAUAUAGACAAGUUCAAAACGCCAGCCCCUCAGCACCGCUGGAGA
Molecule: messenger RNA, 1894 nt
Organism: Aspergillus aculeatinus CBS 121060
Lineage: Eukaryota; Fungi; Ascomycota; Eurotiomycetes; Eurotiales; Aspergillaceae
Exons: 6
Coding region: 1-1686 (561 amino acids)
Biological process (GO): positive regulation of transcription by RNA polymerase II
Cellular component (GO): nucleus
Molecular function (GO): DNA-binding transcription factor activity; transcription cis-regulatory region binding
Source: RefSeq, a predicted model, not a curated record